AUGUCCUUCCUCUUCAAGUCGAAGAAGCACCAAAGCAACAACGCGCUGCCCCCUGCAACAAGAAAUAUCCACACUUCUGAAGGCACGACUUCUACAUCAGGGCCCAAUGGCAUGCGCGAGAAGGAUGGAGACCGACUCAAUCAGUCGCCAAUACCACCUGGCAACGUCAACAAUUCUUUGUCAUCGCUUAGUGGAACAACAGCUACCUCUGAUCAUCCCUGGCAACGACAGCGGGAAAGGGCCGAGUCAGAUCUUCAGGUUCGAAAAGGAAAUAUGAAUGGGACAGUACCGAACGCUGCGCUCUAUCCCUGGUCACAACGGAGAAUGAAUUUCUCGACCCCACAACCGAACCCAUUUCCUAGAUAUGGCGCUGCUGUCAAUGCUGUAGCCUCGAAGGAAGGUGACAUAUACAUGAUGGGAGGUCUCAUAAAUGGCUCCCUGGUGAAAGGCGAUCUCUGGAUGGUCGAAUCUGCGGGUGGAAGCUUGUCUUGCUCCUCAGUCGCUACAGUGUCGGAGGGUCCUGGUCCAAGGGUCGGCCAUGCCAGUCUGCUCGUGGGGAACGCUUUUAUCGUCUUUGGUGGCGACACGAAAAUGGAUGAUUCAGAUGCAUUAGACGAUACUCUGUAUCUGUUGAAUACCUCAUCCAGACAAUGGUCUCGAGCUGCUCCAGCCGGCCCCAGACCUGCCGGAAGAUAUGGCCACACUCUGAACAUAGUAGGCUCUAAGAUCUACAUAUUCGGUGGACAGGUCGAAGGAUACUUUUUCAACGACCUUCUUGCCUUCGAUCUAAACUCUUUGCAAAAUCCUGCAAAUCAAUGGGAGUUCUUGGUUCGUAACAGUGGAGACGGCGGCCCAGCGCCGGGGCAAGUUCCGCCUGCAAGGACGAACCACUCUGUGAUCAGCUUUCAGGAUCAGCUCUAUCUCUUUGGCGGCACAAAUGGGGUGCAGUGGUUCAACGAUGUCUGGAGCUAUGAUCCGCGAACAAAUACAUGGACACAGCAGGAAUGUAUAGGCUAUAUACCGGCGCCCAGGGAAGGACAUUCGGCGGCAGUUGUUGGCGAUGUGAUGUAUAUCUUUGGUGGUCGAACGGAAGAAGGCACAGACCUUGGAGACCUCGCGGCUUUCCGAUUGUCAACACGACGAUGGUACACCUUUCAGAACAUGGGUCCAUCACCAUCCCCUAGGUCGGGUCACAGCAUGACAGCACAUGGUAAACAAAUCAUUGUCCUCGCUGGCGAGCCGAGUUCUGCCCCUCGAGACCCUAGCGAGCUCAGCAUGGUCUACAUCCUCGACACUGCAAAAAUUCGAUAUCCCAAUGAUCAACCCCCCGCUGGGAACAAACCGGAGCAAGGAACACUUGGCGGCAGUAAUCGGCCAAGUAUUGAGGGCAGGAAUACUAAUCAAGCAGGCAGGUCUGUCUCACGGGAAGGACAACUGCCACAUGCUGGUCAUAUGCAGAAGAGCGAAAGCAGCUCGCGCGAUAUCCCCACCCCAGCUCCUGGACAAUCGAACAAGCCACUCGAGGGCCCGAAUUCUAGCAAUAGUUCAGGGCCACGUUCCCUCCAGGCGUCUGUGGCACAAAAUUCUGUCGGGCCCCCGCUACAAGGCCAGACGCCAGACCCAAGGACGAACAUGGCUCUGCAGUCUACUCCACAUUCAGAUCCACAAAAUCGGACACCAGCGAAAGAGAUACGCAGCCAUGGCCCUUCUAUUGACACGGCUAGAACGAAUUCUGCUGAAGGACACCGACGUACCCCAAGUAAUAGGGACAGUCCGAAAGACCUCGCCGCAAAGGUAGUGCGUCAGACCAGCCCAGAAGGUCACGGUCGGCGCACACCAACUCAGCCACCUGCACAAAAAGCGAAAGCAAUGGAAGCAGGGGAAGCUGCUCCACUCAUCAGCGGUCCAUCACGUCAACGGUCUCUACGAUCUCAAAGAGGUCAAGGCUCUAUCGACGGCUCGGAAGAGGGUCUGCUCGGCAGGACUGGCUCAAGCAGAACAUAUUCGGGAGAUGGUAUGGCGGACGUGCGUAGUCUCCGUAGCAUUGGAGAUGAGCCAAAGUCGCCAAGACUGACUCCACAUCAAGAAGCACUGAUGAAAGAAUUGGAGGCAACUAAAUCACGGAAUGCCUGGUUCGCGUCAGAGCUGGCCCUGGCACGGAAAGCUGGGUAUCAACCUAGCGGUUCCGCAAGCCCGAUGUUGGACGAAAGGGCUGCCAAUCAGCUCGGAGAGGAAGACCGACCUCUUAUAGAAGCGUUCUUUGCCAUGAGAGCAGAGCUCGGCAAAAUGCAGCAAACGGUCGAGCAACAAGCUGUCGCCGCUGCAAAGCAAGUUGCCGAGAUCGAGCAUCAGAGGGAUGCAGCCGUGAGCGAGGCUGCAUAUGCAAGGGCGAAGCUGGCAGCACAUAGCGGAAGCGCACAUGGAACCCCUCAGCCCGAUUCGGCCCGAGAUAGUGACGAUGGCGCCGAGCGUGCCACUGAUAUCAGUCGCAGGCUUGCACUAGCUCUAGCUGCACAGAAUGAACACAGAACCAAACUCGAAGUUGCAACGAACGAGCUUCAGGCAGAAAGGCGCGCACGAGAACUUGCCGAGGAGUCUGCCGAAGCUGCGCAGAAACGUCUGGACGAUAUAAGUCAAGGUCGCAACCCAAUGGAGCUGGAAGCUCUACGAAGCGAAUUACACGAAGCACAGAUCAGGGUCCGAGAUGAAGCCGCUCAAAGGGCACGCGCAGAGGAGAAAUUGAGCAUGUCACAGGUUGACCGUGAUGAGAUUUCGCAGAAGCAUGAGGAAACGUCGAAUCGGCUGCAAGAGCACAUAUCAUCUCUCGGUGCCCUGCAAGCAGCAGUUGCCGCCUCAUCUGAGAAGGCAAGCACCCUUGAACGGCACCUUGACCAGGAGAGGGAACAAAAAGAGUCCCUAGAGAGGAAGCUUGCUAACCUCAGAGCGGAACAUGAAGAGCGCACCAGUGAGCUUGAGAGCACCACCCGUCGCUUGCGCGAGACAGAAGAAUUGGCCGACACCUAUGCCAAAGAGGCUACUACUCACAGAGAAGCAUUGGUCAGCGGUCUGUCAAGGGCUACGCAUGUAGAAGGCCCUCUUCCACGCGAUGCUGCCACGGAACAACGAAUCUUGGUACUACAACAGUCGGCUGAUCGGGCGCAUUCCCUUGCCAAAAACAACCAGGAAGCAGCGGAUUUAGCUGCACAGAAACUGCGGAGUGCCGAAGAAAGAAUUGCUAGCCUUGAAGCUUAUCAAGAACAAAGCAAUCGCGAAAGUUUGCAGCUACGCAGACAACUGCAAAGUGAGAUCAAAGAGGUGCAGAGCGCUCAGGCGGAAAAGCGAGAGCUGAAGGCCCAGCUUGAGAAUCAUCAACGAGAGGCCAAUGCACUCGCAAUUCAGCAUGGUGCUUUGAAGGAUGUGUUGUCAGAACGGACCUUGCAUAGUUCAGAAUCUAGACGAUCCCCCUUGUUUGAUAACCACUCGCCAGGGUCGAGACUCGGGACGCCAGAUCAGAACCGUCUCCGCGAGUUGGAGCAACAGCUGCAAUCGAGUCUGAAAGCUCAUGAGGAGGCCAAGAGCGCCUUCGAGUCGAGGGAACAAGAAGCGGACCGCCAGUACCGAGAGAAGCUUGAGCAGCUAGAGAACGACUAUCAAUCUGCCGUUCACUACGUCAAGGGAACUGAAAAGAUGCUCAAGCGCAUGAAGGACGAACUCUCCAAAUACAAGUCGCAAAACACACGUCUACAAUCCGAACUUGAAAGCAUUCGAGGUGAUCGCUCAGGUUCACAGAACGAAGACGAAGCUGCCAGAUUGGCGGCUGAGCGUGACACUCUGCAAAGAUCCCUCGAAGACGUUCGAAAGCAGACUGGCUUGCAAAUCUCCACGCUCGAGUCGCAGCUGUCUUCCAUUCGAGCCGAUCUUGCUGCAGCACAGGCUGAGCGUGACCAGCAUCGCUUGAACCAUGAAGAGCUUUCCAAAUCUGUACAACAGACACGAGCCGAGCUUACCCAGCUCAAGUCGGAAAACUCCAUGCUUGAAAACAGAGCCAUGGACGCUGAGCAGCGAGUCACCAUGCUUCUCGACCAAGUCGGCCAGUCUGUUGGUAAUUAUCGACGGCAAUCGCAGAUCCACCAAGGAACGGCUCCCAAUGUCAAUGUGAAUGGCAAUCAUGAUCGGCAUAGCAUACAGAGUGCCUCGAGCUUGGUCCCCAGCGGCGGUAGAGACCGCGCCGACUCAUCCUCCCAGGACGAGAUGUUCGCCGACAAUCGUGGAUCUCUGGCAUUGGAUAGUCUUGCCUCGGAGCUGGAUGCACUGAAGAGCCGCUGGGAAAGCACGAGCAGAAGCUAUCGGCUGAGCAAUCAGUUCGACUUUGAGAGGACACCUACCAAGGAUAACAGUGGUGUGGGUAGUGGAGGAGGAGGCGGCGGCGGCGGAGGAGCCGAGUUGAGCGAGAAUCUGGCAAACUGGAGGAAGAGACUGGAGGACGAAGAAAGGGGUGCGAGGAGCGGUGGCGCGGUCAAGGAAUCAAGAGAUGGAGGAAUGAUCUAA
This is a messenger RNA of Endocarpon pusillum Z07020, 4548 nucleotides long. RefSeq lists its product as uncharacterized. The record is from RefSeq and is a predicted model, not a curated record. Gene Ontology annotation, biological process: regulation of cell shape. Gene Ontology annotation, molecular function: protein binding. NCBI's taxonomy places the organism in Eukaryota, Fungi, Ascomycota, Eurotiomycetes, Verrucariales, Verrucariaceae. The transcript is spliced from 4 exons. The coding region runs from base 1 to 4548 and encodes 1515 amino acids.